Aspergillus oryzae RIB40 is the source of this 1554-nucleotide messenger RNA. RefSeq lists its product as uncharacterized. Gene Ontology annotation, biological process: carbohydrate metabolic process. Gene Ontology annotation, molecular function: beta-N-acetylhexosaminidase activity. The record is from RefSeq and is a predicted model, not a curated record. Bases 1 to 1554 code for a protein of 517 amino acids. Lineage: Eukaryota; Fungi; Ascomycota; Eurotiomycetes; Eurotiales; Aspergillaceae. The transcript has a single exon.
AUGUGCGCGUUUCUGUCCUUUUUCAAACAGAAUGCAUUUCACGUGCAUCUGAGUGAUAAUCUCUACAACAACGUAGACCAGUAUUCUGCUCAGCAGUCGAUGGAUCUAUAUGCAGCAUUCCGCCUAUGGUCGGAUGAUCCUGCACUAGCUGGGCUCAAUAAACGCGCCAAUGAAUCAUAUACCAAGGAACAAUUUGACAACAUCCAACAGCAGUGUGCCCGACGAGGUGUCACCAUUAUCCCCGAAAUCGAAGCACCAGGUCAUGCGCUGGUCAUCUCCCAGUGGCGCCCUGAGCUGGCCCUGGACGAUCUCAGCAUGCUCAACAUUACUCACCCAAACACCAUUCCUACUAUAAAGUCCAUUUGGAAGACAUUCUUGCCCUGGUUCCACAGCAAAACCGUUCACAUCGGAGCAGACGAAUAUGACAAAGACCUUGUGGCCGACUAUACAUCGUUCGUUAAUACGAUGCAGGACUAUAUCUUCAAAGAAUCAGGCAAGAGCAUGAGAAUCUGGGGUACCUUCAUCCCAUCGCAGGGUGCCAAUGUGUCCACAGAUGUCUCCAUUCAGCAUUGGGAGUUCUUCGAGGAUAAUCCUUACUUCGACUACAUUCAGAAUGGCUAUAAUGUGCUCAAUUCGGAUGAUGCGUUCUACAUUGUAGGCAAGUGGUCCGGUAGCUACCCAUCCACGCUGAACAAGACCCGUGUGUUCCAUGGCAAUCCCGCCGGCGGGGCUUAUGCUCCCAACAUCUUCGACACCAAGAAUUCCACCAACAAUCCUCCUCGAAAUGACCCUCACGUCCUCGGUCACAUCGCGGCUCUGUGGAAUGAUUAUGGUCCAAACUCCACUACAGUCCUUGAGACGUAUUAUUCGUGGAGAGACACACUUCCAGCCUUGGCCGACAAACAAUGGGGCGGGAGCAUUCUAGAGGACGAAUAUGAUGCAAUAUUUGACAAGAUUCACGCCGCAAUCCCUGGACAGAACUUAGAUCGCCAAGUAAAAAGUCACACCGAUACCAUAUUACAUUAUAAAUUCGACAAAGACACCGAGACCGUCAUUGACCAUUCUGGAAACGGCUACGAUGGAAUUAUACGAGGAUGCCACGUCCAAAACUCUACGCUCGUCCUUUCCAACGGCUGCUACGUGGACACCCCACUAGGUAGCAAAGGAAGAGACUACACUCUAUCAUUCUGGGUGAACCCCGCCUCACAGACCCCGGGCACCCUCUUCACCGGACCCGACUCGACCCUUCUCAGCGGAAAUGGGUCGAUUAGCAAUGUGACUUUAAUAAGCGGUGGUAAUCCAUACUCACUAAACUACAGUCUUCCACUGGAUACGUGGACGCAAGUGAAUUUGAUUGGAAAGGGCAAUCAAACCCUGCUCAGAGUUUCUGAUUCGGGUGCAGAGUCUACCAGUAUGGAGUUUCUUGCACGCUUGGGGAUCAAUGGCGAAAGUCAGGUUUGGGCUCCCAUUGGAAUUGAAGCCCCACUGGCCCGCAUUGGGGAAGGCUUCAAUGGGAUGAUGAGGGAGGUUGUUCUACGUGGGAGUGCUGACUGA